Ectocarpus siliculosus is the source of this 1881-nucleotide messenger RNA. NCBI's taxonomy places the organism in Eukaryota, Phaeophyceae, Ectocarpales, Ectocarpaceae. The record is from the annotation of a GenBank genome assembly.
AUGCAACUCCACCAUGCUCCUACUGGUAGACCGGAUCAGCACGGGUACUCCCUAGGCCACUCGCAUCAGACCGGGCCCUACCCGAUGCACUCGUUCUCAGGGCCGCCGUCUUCCUCGGUGGCAGGAGGCAUUGACGUGCGGUCGGCCCGCGACUCUGGCUCGACCGGAGUUUUUUUGCAUCCCGGCCCCAGCGGCGACGGCGGCGAGGCGGUUAGAGCUCUGGGCAACAACAUGGGUGUCAUGUCUGCGGCUUCUCCUCCUUCCGCUCCCCCUACCUCCCGAAGAGACGGCUACCCGGACGUCGCGGUUGCCAGGCAGUGCGAGCGAGAGGGGUGUAAUGUGCAGCCAUCCUACGGCAAGGUCUGGAAGAAGCCGCGGUUCUGCGCCAGGCACAAGCUUCCCGGCAUGAUGGACGUCCGGAACCGGCGGUGCGAGGAGCCCAACUGCACGCGCCAGCCGUCCUACGGCAAGGAAGGGCAGCGGAGACAGUUCUGCUUCACCCACAAGAGAGAGGGCGACGUUGACGUCAAGUCCACGAGAUGUAAGAGCACCGGGUGCCCGAAGCACGCCAUGUACGGCCGCCCCGGCGAGAUGCCACAGUACUGCUCCGCCCACAAGGCGGAAGACAUGGUGGACGUCAAGAAGCGGCGCCGAUGCAACGCCGACAACUGCGAGCGCCGCGCUAGCUAUGCUCUCGACGGGGAAAAGGCGGCGUUUUGCUCCGCCCACAAGCAGGCCGGGCACGUGAACGUCAACAACAGGAGGUGCGAAUUCCACGGGUGCUCUAGGCGGCCGGUGUUCUCCUUCCAGGGCGAGAAGCCUCGCUUCUGCCUGGCGCACAAGCUGGACGGCAUGCAGGACAGCCGCCUCAACGCCGAAGGCCGCGGCCGCGCCAGGGCUGGGGCCGCUAGCCGUCCGUCUCAGGUGGCGGCGGCUCAGCAGCGGAUGUACGGCGGCCAGAAUGCCGGCGGCUACGGCCGUGGAGGCGGCGGCGGCGGCGGUGGUGGUGGCCGCGGCAUGGCCAACGGCAACAUGGGAGGAGGCGCCACCGGCGUGAACGGCGACAUGAUGUUUGGCGCGAGGGCGAACGGCGACGUGAAGGGCCCGAUGCUGUCGCACGGAGGCGGGGGCAUCGGCGGGCCCCACCGCAACGUCCAGGAGCGGGCGACGGCGGCGCAGGCGACGGUCAGCGCGGCGGCGGCGGUCAUUGCCGCCAUCGAGGACGAGGCCCGCCUGGACUCCCGCGGCCACGCGGUACACGGCGUUUACAGGAACGGCGGCGGCGGGUUUCGGGAGAGCGAGGUCGACAUGUACGAGGGCCUCCACAACGGCGGCGGGUUCGGCGGCGGUGGCGGCGGCGGGAGCAUGGCCCGUCCCAAGACCGAGCCCGCCUGGGCGUCCGCCCUGUUCAGCGCGGAGGGAAGGGACGGCAACGGCGCCGGCUCGCUGGACUCGAGCCGACCCUCGUCCGCGGGGAUGGCGCCGCCCCACGGCUACGGCGAGGUCUGGCAGUCGGCACCGUCGAGGACGGGAGGAGGGGCCGGGUCGCCCCCUGUGGGGUCGGCGGCGUCGACGCUGUCGGACGUGUCCAACGGGUCCGCCGCGGUCGGCAUCGUGAGCAGCCGCGAGAUGAACGAGGCGGAAAUGUACCACCGCAUGGCGAGCACAUCCGCGCCCAUGGACGGCGGCGGUUCGGGACGCGGUGUGCUGUCCUCGCAGCACUACUCCGACGAGCGCAACAACCGGGGUUUCCUGAACGGCCUCACUAGCAACGGCGGCGGCGGAGGCGGCGGCGGCGGCGACUUCGUGUCGACCUUCUCCUCCCAGCAGGGCAACACCUGGCAGGGCGUCAACGAGGACGACGGCAGCGGGAACGGCGGG